AUGGGAGACCGAAAGGAGCGCGAACGAGAGCUCUUCGGAAGCCCGAUAUCUAGCUCGAGCGAAGACGAGAGGGACGAGGGCACGGCGUGGAAGAGGCGGCCGAAGGAGCCCACACCGCCACCACCACCACCUAGGGAGCGGAGGGUGCCUCGUCGGGGGACCUCCAUCCAGCGGUCCGACGCCGACCAACGGAGGAAAGCGGGUUUCCUCGCUCAGCUUCCCCCACCACCACCCAGGGGACGCCGGACUCGGAGGAGGCCCCCCGAGGGGUACGCCGGCAAGGCUCCCCCCGCGCCCCCUUCCACGCGCCCCGCCCCAUUGCCGUCCGCACCGCUACGCGCGCCGCCGCCAAGGCCCGUCGCAGCCAUCGCGCCGCAGCAUACGCGACCGACCGCGCCGCCACCAGCGCCACCGAUCGCACCGCCGCCGGUUGCGCCACCGGCACCCGCGCCGAAACCGGCGCUACCGACCGCGCCACCCAUUGCGGCGCCUCCGGCGCUACCGACCGCGCCGCCGAUCGCGUCGCCUCCGACGCCACCCACCACGCCUCCACCAGCGCCGGCCCACCACGGCUACCGCACGGUCCGGCCCACGCCGCCCUUCCCGAACGGAACCAGCCCGGCACCGCCGGUGGGGUACACCCCCCCGGUGCGCGUGGUCUUACCGAACGGGAGGGUAGUGGCGGUGCCGUUCCACGCCGCCGUGGUGCGCCGAAAGUAUCGGGUGACUGACACCGGCGAUCGAUGGAUAAUCCGUUUCGAUCGCCGGGGUCAGCCCCGCGCAAUCCGGCCGUUGCCACCCGCGCCCUCCCCCCCCUAA
This is a messenger RNA of Monomorium pharaonis (pharaoh ant), 819 nucleotides long. RefSeq names its product vegetative cell wall protein gp1-like. The record is from RefSeq and is a predicted model, not a curated record. The transcript has a single exon. The coding region runs from base 1 to 819 and encodes 272 amino acids. Lineage: Eukaryota; Metazoa; Arthropoda; Insecta; Hymenoptera; Formicidae.